CCGGCCCGUCAUCAGACCAAAGCAGUCGACUCAGCUCAGCACCUCUCAACCCAACCUGAACACCAAAAUACAGAGAAAGAGACAGAUAUUGAAGUCAGAAACAAUACUGAGACUCCUCGGGAUGAUCAAACAACAUCCAGCUGUUGAUUUACACGUAAAAUGAGACGUAGCUCUGCGUUCGGCCUGGUUUUCAUCCAAGCUUCUGCCUUUGGGCCUUAUAUUUACCCUCUCAUACGGUUUUAAUCGAAGCGUGCUUGAAGAUGACCUCAAGGAGGAAGUUUGGGGUGCAGUCUGAGGUUUCUGAAGAGAAAGAGGAAUAUGUGACACCAAACAACUACGAGCUGGAGAAACACCUCACGCACGGCAGCGUCGCCUACACACACGUCAAUGAGGUCUGGCCAAACGUCUACAUUGGAAAUGAAGAGACAGCAAUGGACCGAUACAAGCUGAAGACAAUGGGCAUCACGCACAUCCUGAACGCUGCGGAGGGCGAGUGGAACAAUGUGGAUACCGGCGCUGAAUACUACAAAGACAUGGACGUGAAUUACUACGGGAUCACAGCGGAAGACGUUCCCACGUUCAACCUCAGCCAGUACUUCUAUUCUGCAGCCGAAUACAUCCACCAGACCCUCAGAAACCCAGAGAAUAAGCUUCUAGUUCACUGCGUGAUGGGCCGCAGUCGCUCCGCCACAAUCUUCCUGGCCUACUUGAUGAUCUACGAGAAUAUGACGGUUGUAGACGCCAUCGAUCACGUCAAACGCCGGCGACGCAUCAUCCCGAACUGGGGCUUCCUUAAACAGCUGAGAGAACUGGAUGAACAUCUGCUGGAGCAGAGAAGAGCUCAAAACACACGAGUGGACGAGAAUACAGAUACCUAAACAUGCAACCAAAAAACAUAUUUCAGGUAUUUAAAUAUUAGAUGAGAACUAUUUCAAAUUGCAUUUUCUGAUGUAGACAAUGGCACUGGUUAAGUGGCCAGUAAACAGUGUUAAAGUUAAGUAUGUUUUGGUUUAGUUUGGUUUCAUGGCAAUGAAAUGUAUAAGAGGGAGUGCUUACAGAAAGCUUUUUCCAGGUAUUAGAGCUUCUUUCUAUCAAAGUAUGAGAAUAUAUACACACACAGACACCAGGGAUACUACAGUUAACUAAAACCACAAAUUAAAUUGUUACUUGAAAUAAAAACAUUACUUCAAAAAAAAAAAAAAAAAAAAAAAACUUAAAAAUGAUGUUUGUACUAAAAAAGCACUGACAAUUUAAAACAGAGAUGUACAACAUUGGAACAAUUAAAAUCUUUUUAUUAAACUUGUCAGUUGAACG
Molecule: messenger RNA, 1314 nt
Organism: Labeo rohita (rohu)
Lineage: Eukaryota; Metazoa; Chordata; Actinopteri; Cypriniformes; Cyprinidae
Product: dual specificity phosphatase 29-like
Exons: 3
Coding region: 261-878 (205 amino acids)
Biological process (GO): protein dephosphorylation; negative regulation of MAPK cascade
Cellular component (GO): cytoplasm
Molecular function (GO): MAP kinase phosphatase activity; protein tyrosine/serine/threonine phosphatase activity
Source: RefSeq, a predicted model, not a curated record